AUGCAGGGGAAUACAAAGGACAGCACCGAUAAACCCGAUUCAGGCAUACUGAAUGGUAGCGGGGUCCCAGACGGCCCUCCCAAAAUGCCGCGGGAUGAAGCUGAUUUAGAUGACGACAACAAUGACAACGAGAACGAAGAGAAGGACGACAACAUGGAUGAUGAGAGUACCGACAGCGACGAUGAUGACAGUGACAUUGCCACAAUCACCGUGACUCUGAGAACGAGUAUCGAGCUGAAAGGCCUCCCCAACUCUUUCCCGCGGACCGUGAUAGUCCUGGAAGUCGACUUCAACGAAGCGUCCACGAACCCCGAACCUAUCUUCGAAUUCACUCGCGAUAACGCCUUCCACGACAUUAUUGACAACAUGGAGCAGUGCAUGCACCACGUCGACGAACGCUUAUUCGACCCAGUAAAGCUACGGGACACUGGUAAACCACGACCUUGGUUCGAAUUCGAAUCUUUCCAACAUCUGCAAGAGUUGUUGGAAGUCAGCAAGAACGAUCCUUUACCCAAGGAUAGUGAUUGGAUAGACCAGCUUCUGUGUACGCCAGGUCUUCAACGCAUCGACGUCGUGUUCGCAUAUAGGGGUUACCAUAACACGGGCCGUACGUACAAGAUCUUUGCGGAAGACGACCAUGGCGUUACUGUAGGUCAAUUUGUGAAAGCUUUCCGUGAUCAGCUGCAGCACACCGAGGCAGACAUACGGAAGUUUUCUGGGGAAGUUUUCCUCAUCUGCAACGACUGUUUCGGUAAUGCUCUAUGA
Molecule: messenger RNA, 765 nt
Organism: Alternaria hordeiaustralica
Lineage: Eukaryota; Fungi; Ascomycota; Dothideomycetes; Pleosporales; Pleosporaceae
Exons: 1
Coding region: 1-765 (254 amino acids)
Source: RefSeq, a predicted model, not a curated record